AUGAAGCCCAGUGAAGUCAAAUACGAAUACACCGAUCCUGAUGAAGUCGAGCGCCUGGACUUUUAUGUUCCUGGAGGUUACCACCCAGUUCAAAUCGGUGACAAAUUCCACAACAGCCGAUAUGUAAUUAUCCACAAACUCGGUCGACUCGUCGCUCUCAAGACCUCCACCGUGGAAGCAGCAGAGCGCACUGCCCAUGAGUCUCAGGUUUUGAAACGGUUGGAGCAGGCCAAAUCACAGCUUCCUGGAAAGGCUGUGUCGGGCCCAAAUGGCAAUCAUCGAUGUUUGGUCCUGGAUGCUGCGAGGGUUAAUAUCAAUGAAGCCAAAGAGGCAGCAUAUCACCGAUUGCUUCAUCUCCCAGCUGCGAGGGCUAUCGUCGCACAGCUUGUACUUGGGGUUCAAUUCCUUCACUCCCAGGGGAUAGUUCAUGGUGAUCUUCGUCUUGGCAAUAUUCUCCUUCGCCUCCCACCCAGUCUGCAGCACAUGACUGCCCAGCAGCUAUAUGACAAGACUGGCGAACCCGCAAAGGAGCCUGUGAUUCAUUGUGAUGGUGCACCCCUUGACCAUGGGGUUCCCUCGGAACUUGUUGUUCCCCUCUGGCUCGGGCUUGGAAGCGACGAAAUUACCUUGACUGAUUCUCCCAUAUUACUCGCUGACUUCGGUGAAUCAUUUGAUCCAUCGGUCACGAAAACUUUCAGCUGUCAUACACCACACCUGCUUGCACCUCCAGAGGCUUUCUUCGCAGGGCCUGAGACGGACGAUAAUCUCUCCUUUCCAGCUGAUAUAUGGACACUUGCAUGCACCAUCUGGGACAUUCUAGGAUCGGCACCCCCAUUUGAAGUGUUUAUUCCUAGCCUUGAUAGCGUCACAAGGGAACAUGUUGAGACAUUUGGCAGACUUCCCGACCGGUGGUGGGGCAAAUGGGCGCAAAAUGUCAAGGAAGAGCUCAGGCAGCUUUACGGCAAUAGCACGAGGGCCUGGGAUCAACGGUUUCCGGCAGCGAUACGCGAUGCACGACGGCGGGCGAGCAGGACGGAGGAAACCAAAUUUGAGAUCUUUGGCCAAGCCGAAGAAAGAACAUUUGGUGACAUGAUCAAGUCGAUGUUGGUUCUUGAGCCGGGGCAGAGGGCGCCGAUUGCGGAUGUAGUGAGAUGCGACUGGAUGCAGAAAUAG
Molecule: messenger RNA, 1173 nt
Organism: Aspergillus ibericus CBS 121593
Lineage: Eukaryota; Fungi; Ascomycota; Eurotiomycetes; Eurotiales; Aspergillaceae
Product: kinase-like protein
Exons: 5
Coding region: 1-1173 (390 amino acids)
Biological process (GO): protein phosphorylation; spliceosomal complex assembly; regulation of mRNA processing
Molecular function (GO): protein kinase activity; ATP binding
Source: RefSeq, a predicted model, not a curated record